UCUCUGGACUGCUAGGCCGGGGGCGGUUCUACUGCGUUACAGAAAAAAAAAGCAGGCAGAUCGAGCAGGAUCCUUCCCGGAGAGUGUAAUCCGAGGGAGACGUCAGCUUUGGCCCAGGGUUCCGGAGGGGGCGGCUGUCACACACUUAUCGUCCACAUCGCACGGAGUGAGGAGAUCGGCUCCGCCGAACCAAAGUCCAACUGCCCCGGGGGCUCGGGAGCCAUGAUGUGUGCAGAGCCAGGUGAUGUGUCGGGGUCAUGACACGGCAGCGCCGGUAGGGCUCCGGGACACCGAGGAGGACUGGCGGCGGCUCGGUGCUACGUAUAGGCAGAGCGAUCCCCGCGUACACUGCUGUAUCCGGCCUGCAAGGACAUCCCAUCCCCGCCGCUGCUUCCGUACGCUGUGCACCUUUUAAGUGAAAGAUGAAAAAGUUUAAGAGAAGGCUGUCUCUCACUCUGCGAGGCAGUCAGACAAUAGACGAGUCUCUGUCUGAACUGGCAGAGCAAAUGACCAUUGAAGAAAACAGUAGCAAGGACAACGAACCUAUUGUGAAGAAUGGCAGGCCUCCAACAUCUCAUAGUAUGCACUCCUUCCUCCAUCAAUACACAGGAUCCUUCAAGAAGCCACCACUGAGAAGACCCCACAGUGUUAUAGGUGGAAGCCUUGGCUCAUUCAUGGCAAUGCCCAGGAAUGGAAGCAGACUAGACAUUGUGCAUGAAAACCUGAAAAUGGGAUCUGAUGGAGAAAGUGACCAGGCCUCUGGAACCUCAUCUGAUGAAGUCCAGUCACCAACAGGUGUUUGCCUCAGGAAUAGAAUACACCGAAGAAUUUCAAUGGAGGACCUAAAUAAACGUCUGUCACUUCCGGCUGACAUCAGGAUACCUGAUGGAUAUUUGGAGAAGCUGCAGAUAAAUAGCCCACCAUUUGAUCAACCUAUGAGCAGGCGAUCACGGAGAGCGUCACUGUCUGAAAUUGGUUUUGGGAAGAUGGAAACCUACGUCAAACUGGAGAAGCUUGGAGAGGGCACUUAUGCCACAGUAUUUAAAGGAAGGAGUAAACUGACGGAGAACCUUGUAGCAUUGAAAGAAAUUCGAUUGGAACAUGAAGAAGGCGCCCCAUGUACAGCCAUUAGAGAAGUAUCGUUAUUAAAGGACCUGAAGCAUGCAAACAUUGUCACCUUACAUGACAUUGUUCACACUGAGAAAUCAUUGACUCUUGUUUUUGAAUAUCUGGACAAAGAUUUGAAGCAAUAUAUGGACGACUGUGGAAAUAUAAUGAGUAUACACAAUGUAAAGAUAUUUUUGUAUCAAAUUUUAAGGGGAUUAGCUUACUGUCACAAAAGGAAAGUUCUUCAUCGGGACUUAAAGCCACAAAACCUACUUAUCAAUGAGAAAGGGGAACUAAAGCUAGCCGAUUUUGGUUUGGCCAGAGCGAAAUCUGUUCCCACAAAAACCUAUUCCAAUGAGGUUGUCACAUUAUGGUACAGGCCGCCAGAUGUCCUCCUCGGGUCUUCUGAGUAUUCAACGCAAAUUGACAUGUGGGGUGUUGGCUGUAUAUUUUUUGAGAUGGCUUCUGGAAGACCUCUCUUUCCUGGGUCCACUGUAGAAGAUGAACUUCAUUUAAUUUUCAGGCUUCUAGGCACUCCAACAGAAGAAUCCUGGUCUGGAAUUUCUUCAAAUGAUGAAUUCCGAAAUUACAACUUUCCAAAGUACAAACCUCAACCACUUCUUAAUCAUGCACCAAGGUUAGAUUCUGAAGGAAUUGAGUUAUUAACACGGUUUCUUCAGUAUGAAUCUAAGAAGCGGAUUUCAGCAGAAGAUGCUAUGAAACAUGCUUACUUCAGAAGUCUUGGAACUAAAAUGCAGAGCUUGGCGGAAAAUAUAUCAAUAUUCAGUCUUCAGGAUAUCCAGUUGCAGAAAGAUCCCGGCUUUCGAAAUUCUUCCUAUCCAGAGACAGGGCACGGCAAGAACAGACGACAGAGCAUGCUCUUUUAAGAUGUUUUUCCUAUCACAGUUUCAUAUGUACAAUGGAAGCUUCUAUGGCAACUUUUACUUCUGGUGGACUAAGGACUAUCUGUUUGUCGACACUGAUCUGCCUACAAUGGGGUCGUUUUAUUUCAGGCCUGCAGAUUUCUAUAUAUUUUUUUUUUCUUUUUAAUAUUUGUUGUCACAGUGUGACAAAGCUUGUACAGUCAGUUUUAAGGUCUCUUCUGCUGUUAGAGCCAGUAGGUUACAGCUGUCAGUGUGGCUGCAAUUCUUGUGCAGGACUGAGACACAAUGCGUUAUUUAUUGCCGAAACGUUGCUGCUAAAUGACUACUGUCGGAAUAUUUACCAUAACAAACAGUUGAAUGCCUGAAGAAGUUGCAGUGGCUUGAUAAUCUGUGAAUGCAUCAUUAUUAUUAUUUUUUUUUUUAAAUAAUUUUAUUCCCAACAUUUGUUUUAUGUUUUCCCUUUUAAGUUUUAUAUUAAAUUCUGUUUCCAUUCAAGUUAUUUUUUCCAUUGCUCUGCCUUCAGUUAAACGGACCAUGUUUGAUAAUUUCAGUUGGCGUAAAUAAUUCCUGAAAAGAUUGAGUAAGCUUAUUUGGUAACCACGUGACCAAGAUCAUGGUGACCUUUUUAUUUUUUCAUGG
Messenger RNA from Nanorana parkeri, 2630 nucleotides. RefSeq names its product cyclin dependent kinase 17 (gene CDK17). Gene Ontology annotation, molecular function: protein kinase activity; ATP binding. Gene Ontology annotation, cellular component: nucleus; cytoplasm. Gene Ontology annotation, biological process: protein phosphorylation. The record is from RefSeq and is a predicted model, not a curated record. The coding region runs from base 423 to 1994 and encodes 523 amino acids. The transcript has 17 exons. NCBI's taxonomy places the organism in Eukaryota, Metazoa, Chordata, Amphibia, Anura, Dicroglossidae.